Messenger RNA from Haliotis rufescens (red abalone), 1274 nucleotides. Its product is annotated as U3 small nucleolar ribonucleoprotein protein IMP4-like. The coding region runs from base 81 to 953 and encodes 290 amino acids. Gene Ontology annotation, biological process: rRNA processing. Gene Ontology annotation, molecular function: snoRNA binding; rRNA primary transcript binding. The record is from RefSeq and is a predicted model, not a curated record. Gene Ontology annotation, cellular component: small-subunit processome; Mpp10 complex; nucleolus. The transcript has 9 exons. Lineage: Eukaryota; Metazoa; Mollusca; Gastropoda; Lepetellida; Haliotidae.
UAAACUUCCGGUUUACAAGACCACACGUGGGCCAAGAACUGACAAAAAUAACAAGCUGGACAAUAACCAAGCAAUAUAAGAUGUUACGGAGACAAGCCAGACUUCGGAGAGAAUAUAUUUAUAGAAAAUCCAUUGAAGAAAGAGAAAGAACUAUCCACGAAAAAAAGCAGAAAAUAAAACAAUCACUAGAAGAGAAUAAGAUUGUUCCGGUUGACUUGAGGAAAGAUGCCGUGUACUUGGAGAAGACGCUAGACUGGGAUGGGGAAGGAGCUGAUGGUCUGACGACUCAUGUUGAUGACGAGUACAAGUGGGCUGGUGUGGAAGACCCUAAGAUAAUGAUCACAACGGCCAGGGACCCCAGCUCAAAACUGAAACAGUUUGCAAAGGAGAUCAAGUUGCUGUUUCCCAACAGCCAAAGAAUCAAUCGUGGUAAUUACGAGAUGAAGCAGCUGAUUGAUGCAUGUCGCGCCAAUGAUGUCACAGAUCUCAUCAUGGUUCACGAACACAGGGGGGUGCCAGAUGCCUUGGUGGUGUGUCACCUGCCAUACGGGCCAACAGCCUACUUUACCCUCUCCAGCGUUGUCAUGCGGCAUGACAUUCCUGACGUCGGCACCAUGUCUGAGGCAUAUCCACAUCUUAUCUUCAAUAACUUUACAUCAAAGUUAGGAAAAAGGGUACAAAAUAUACUGAAAUAUUUGUUUCCUGUGCCCAAGGAGGACAGCAAGCGAGUUGUAACAUUUGCUAACGAGGAGGACUAUAUAUCAUUCAGACACCAUGUGUACAAAUAUGUCGACAAGGAGCUGGAGCUGAAGGAAGUGGGACCAAGGUUUGAAAUGAAAAUAUACCAGAUAAUCCUGGGUACGCUGGAAACAGCAGACACCGCCGACGUGGAAUGGGUUUACCGGCCAUACAUGAACACUGCCAAGAAACGCAAGGUCCUCAGUGUUGAGUGAUAAGACAGAGUCCUACCUGCCCCAGCCUCACAUGAACAACGCUGGACCAAGUGCAUAAACAGAUGGGACUCCCAGCUCAUCAUUGUACUGACAAGGGGAGACAACUCUAAAUGUGUACUGUGAUUGUCGCGACUGAUGGCCCUAAAGCUGGCACUUCAUCAUGUGAUGAACUUUCUACAAGUUGUAAAAUGGAAAAAAUUGUGAACUGUAUUCAGAAUGGAUAAAUCUUGAAAUGACUUGAGAAUGUUGGCAUUCCUUGAAGUGAUGUUUGAGUCAUCUCAAUCGAAUAUUAAUAUAAAUUGUCAUUAAAAGAUGUGAAAA